Rubroshorea leprosula is the source of this 2632-nucleotide messenger RNA. The record is from the annotation of a GenBank genome assembly. Lineage: Eukaryota; Viridiplantae; Streptophyta; Magnoliopsida; Malvales; Dipterocarpaceae.
CGCAAACAACCUUCGCCUCCUCCUCACGCUCAGAUUAAAUAUUCUGCGCUUCUGUUUCGCGCCCUCUGAGAAAAGGCCAUGGCUGCAAUGAAGGUCAUAGCAAUAUGUCAGUCAGGGGGUCAGUUUGCCACCAAUGGAGAUGGAUCAUUGUCGUAUAAAGGUGGCGAGGCAUAUGCAAUAGACAUUAAUGAACAAACAAAUUUGAGUGAUUUUAAGUCCGAGGUAGCAGAGAUGUUUAAUUGUAGUAAGGAUAACAUGCUUCUUAAGUACUUCCUACCUGGCAACAAAAUGACACUUAUCACCAUCUCUAAGGAAAAGGAUUUGCAGAGGAUGAUUAAUUUUGUUGGUGACUCUGGCACUGUAGAUGUGUUCAUCAUGUCAGAGGAAGCUGCUGCCCAAAACAUGUCCGUCAUGCCUGCUAGCAGGUCUAGCAGAACAACUUUGUCAGAAGAUGAUGAUCCUAUCAUUGCUCCUGUUGAUAUUCCCAUUGAAAUGGCCAAUGUCAUUGACCAGGGUGAUAUAGACAUGCAAAAUGAAACCCCUAUAACCUGCACUCCAAUUAAUAUCCAGGAGGAGAAGCUGCUUAAAGCUGCAGACCAUUGGCAGAACACCAUAACUGGUGUUGACCAAAGGUUUGGUAGUUUUAAUGAAUUCCGAGAAGCUCUUCAUAGAUACUCAAUUGCACAUGGGUUUGCAUACAGAUAUAAGAAAAAUGACAGUCAUCGUGUGACUGUCAAAUGCAAGGCUCAAGGUUGUCCCUGGCGGAUAUAUGCAUCAAGAGUGGCAACUACUCAAUUAAUCUAUAUCAAGAAAAUGAACUCAAAACAUACAUGUGAAGGAGCUGCUGUUAAAGCUGGGUAUCGGUCCACAAGGGGUUGGGUUGGAAGUAUUAUAAAGGAGAAACUGAAAACUUCUCCAAACUAUAAGCCAAAAGAUAUUGCAGAAGACAUCAUGCGAGAAUAUGGGAUUCAACUGAAUUAUUCUCAAGCAUGGCGGGCAAAAGAGAUUGCUCGGGAGCAGCUUCAGGGGUCCUUCAAAGAGGCAUAUGCUCUGAUACCAUUUUUCUGUGAGAAGAUAAAGGAGACAAAUCCUGGAAGUAUGGCCACGUUUACCACAAAUGAUGACUCAAGCUUCCAUCGUCUAUUUGUCUCAUUUCAUGCCUCAAUAACUGGUUUCCUACAGGGUUGCCGACCUCUCCUUUUCCUUGACAGCACUCCUUUAAACUCUAAAUACCAAGGGAAUUUGUUGUCUGCAACUGCUGCAGAUGCUGAUGAUGGUAUUUUUCCAGUAGCAUUUGCUGUGGUAGAUGCUGAGGAUGAAGACAAUUGGCACUGGUUUUUGCAGGAGCUGAAAGCAGCAGCACCUAUGACUGAUCAAAUUACAUUUGUUGCAGAUAUUCAGAAUGGUUUAAAGAAAGCAUUGGCUGAGGUAUUUGAUAAGUGUUACCACAGCUAUUGUUUACGUCAUCUAGCUGAGAAACUUAAUAGAGAGUUGAAAGGGCAGUUUUCUCAUGAAGCACGGCGGUUCUUGAUCAAUGACUUCUAUUCUGCCGCUCAGGCAGUCAGACUUGAAGGUUUUCAACAAGCUGUUGAAAACAUAAAAGGUAUUGCUUCUGAUGCUUACAACUGGGUUGUACAAAGUGAACCAGAGCACUGGGCAACUGCAUUCUUUGGGGGAGCAAGGUACAAUCACACAACCUCAAACUUUGGGCAGCCAUUCUAUAGUUGGGUAUCAGAAGCAAGUGAGUUGCCCAUAACACAAAUGAUUGACAUCCUGCGGGGUAAAAUGAUGGAGUCUAUCUACAAAAAUAGAAUAGACUCAAAUCAAUGGAUGACAAAGUUAACACCAUCUAAUGAGGAAAAAUUGCAGAAGGAAAUUGCAGUAGCACGCUCGCUUCAGGUAUUACUUACGGACGAUAACGUAUUUGAAGUUCGUGGGGAAUCUGUUGAGGCUGUUAAUAUUGAUAAUUGGGACUGUAGCUGCAAGGGGUGGCAACUAACUGGUUUACCUUGCUGCCAUGCUAUUGCUGUCUUGGAUUGCAUGGGUAGAAGCCCAUAUGAUUACUGCUCCAGAUACUUCACAACUGAGAGUUACCACUUAACAUAUGCUGAAUCAAUUUACCCUGUCCCAAGUGUAGACCUCUCAGACCAGGAUGAAUCAGCUCGGUUAACAGUAACUGUAACUCCUCCGCCAACUAAGCGUCCACCAGGUCGGCCAAAGGCAAAGCCAAUUGAAUCCAUAGACAUGAUGAAGCGGCAGCUGCAAUGUAGCAAGUGCAAGGGCCUUGGCCAUAACAAGAAGACUUGCAAAGAAUCCUAGUGAAUAUGUUGGGAUAGGGUAAGUGUCUUUACUGCUUGUCAGUUGUGUGAAUUUUGAUGCUCUUGCUUGUGUGUGUGUAUGUCAGGUUUGUGUCAUGCCUAUUGGAUUUUACAUGAGCAAUGUUGUUAUUCAUUUUAAUGUUAAUUACCACUAUCCAUGGGAUUUUGUGGUUAGAUUUGCAUUAAAGUUAUGAUAGCAUGUCCUUAGAUUUACCUAUGACUCUGAGCACGGUGCUUUGUUAGGCUUCUCCUUGGGCAGUUAAAUAAUAUUAAUUUAUUAAUCAAUGUUGAUACAAUAAUUUGACAUCCUCUGG